This is a messenger RNA of [Torrubiella] hemipterigena, 5075 nucleotides long. The record is from the annotation of a GenBank genome assembly. Lineage: Eukaryota; Fungi; Ascomycota; Sordariomycetes; Hypocreales; Clavicipitaceae.
GCCCGCUUAGUGGUGUUGGCCCGCGUUUCAAGGCCAUGCGGCCGAUGCUGCGGCGCACAACCCGCCCGCGCGCACGUAGCCCUCAACGCCGCUUUGUUCGGGUGUCUGGCUGCAUUCUUUAUAAUACCCAUGGCCCUUGCAAUCCCAUUGCCAUGGUUUUUCCUAGACUAAGUUUUUGCAACGCUUCUUCAGUACGCCAAACACGCCACUUACACGACAUGCUGAGACAUAGGCUACGCUAGUACUCCCGUAUAAGCCAAGCCCUGUUGCGGCUGUCUAACACGAACCCAACUAUAAAAGCUACUACCGAGGCGCUCACUGCUACUCCAAAUUCAACUACCCAGCACAUACAUAUCCUUCAACAUGGGCAAACUCUGGAAAGGAAAGAAUGGGCAGGAGGGCUCGAGCAUGCAGCGCUCCAAGUCUAUCCGUGGCCAAAUCUCCGCCCCGGUUCCCAUCGCCAAAGCUCCCGUCGAGCCUCCCAUUUACGAAGAUCCGGGAAUGCAUUUCCAUUCGCAGGACUCCGGCUACCACUCCAAUGCCUCUAUCCCCCGCUUCCAGGAGCACCUUGUCGACAAUACCAACGACCAUUGGCAGAGUGUUUCUCGCCAAUAUUCUCACGAGCUUCCUGCUGUAGAGGUCAACGAGGCCGAGCAGUUCAUCGCUGCUCACAACAACAGGACCAAGAGAGAUUCUUCCAUGGGAUUCUCGAGCAAGAACAUCCCCCAACGCAAAAAGUCGACGAUUCGAGGAGCUUUUGGUAAACUAUUCGGAGGCAAGAAGCGCGAGACUAAUCUUGAGGCCCUCUACGAGGACAGUGACCGCAACUAUGUGACCAGCCCUUCCAGGAACCGGUAUUACGAGUCCAACGAGGCGAGCCAGCCCCGGACCUUGAACCACUCUGCGUCUGCUCACUUUGCGUACCAGAACUACACAGAGACCCAGUCCCAGCACAUCAUUGCAGAGCUUCAGGCUGCUGAGAGGCCCAAGACCGCUAACACUGACAUUCUUCCUCGUCUCUCCUCGCGCUUCUCAGUCCGUAGCCCCCAUGCACACGCCUUGAGAGAGGCCACAGUCGAGCCAGAGCCAGAGCUUCCCGUGCCUCUAUCACCUGUCAGAUCCGAGUCAGAAGCCUCUUUCUAUGAUACCAUUGAUGAGCCAGAGGAUAUUGGCAUGGCCAUUUCCAACGACUUCCAUACUUUGAAGAGAAGAUCUCGCAGCCUCUCUGUUUUGCCAAACCUUAGCUCUGCUCAGACCGAGUCCAGACGCCGAAGUGAAGAUACCAUUGCUCGCCGCGACCAUCUUGGCAUCGACCAAGAACUCAAGUCUCCCAUGUCCGGCACAUACCCUACCGAGGAGGAGCUCAAGGCAUUUAGCCUCGAACUGCCAGAGACCAAGCCCACCCCAGCGCCUGUUGAAGCAGUGGCUCCCGAACCAAUCUCCAAAGAUGUGACCUCUGACGAGUCCCUUGUCGAUGAACUGCCUCUUGAAGACGAACCAGUCUACGCCGAGGUUGUCGAAGCACCCAUCCCAACAGAGACGGAAACCGUUGAACCCUCGUCCACCGAAGCUGAGCCUGCCGAUGAGACACCUGCGGCUGCUGACAAGCCUGCUGUCACCGCCGAACUUGAAGCCAUCCAGGCACCCAGCCUGAGCGAACGCGUCCUCACCAUGGAAGACCGUCUCAGCAGACUCGAAAUCGCUGUCAUCCCCGACAGCGAAGACUCCUCUCUUCGCUCCCGCACACCCCCUGGUCUCACAGUUGACCACAUCAACUCCCUCCUUGAUCUUCUCGAGACUGAGCGCGCCGCCAGAAUCGACCUCGAGACACAAGUCUCUUACCUAGCCCACCAAGUUACCUAUCUCCUGACAAGCGGUACCCCUGCCCCCGGCAUGGCAUACGUCCCUGUCCCCAGCGAGCCAUCUCCUGGUCACACGUCGGCGUUUGACGACGAUGACGAUGACGACGAUGGCAUGGACAGCGACGAGAUGGAAGAAUAUCUCCUCCCGUACUCCCCUCCACCAAGAAGCGGGCUGGCUCCUGUCACAAACGUCUUUGGGAAGGAGGACGAUGCUGCAUCGGAGGUCUACGUCGCUACUCACGACGGGCCUGAGCGCUACAUUGUCUACGACGAGCAUGAACCUCACGCUGUAAGUGAAGCGAGGGUCGUGUCGUUUUCACAUGUCAGCAUGAACGGCAUACCUGCCAUGAUCUAAAGAUAUAGACGGGUAGGCGGUACUGGGUAUUUAUGGGUUAUGAGGUCAUUCUUUUUGUAUAUUCACACAUUUAUUUCCUUUGUCAUUUGAUUUCCUAUGUUAGCGAGCUGCGCUGGAUACCAUAUGGUUGUUUAUUCAAAAAUACAAUUGCGCCUGUUAUAUAUGUGCCGUUAUCUGUUUUUACACCAAUUCCCACCAAUGCUAUUUAAACCUCCCCAUGUGAAAAAAUGAAUAUGAAAUCCCUAGUUAAACAGUACAUGAUUGUAUGAAUUGAUGCCACAUUCCCAAGAUGUGUUUACUUGUUUAUUGGUUUCGCCUGUCUUUGAUGCCCCAGCUACCGACGAGAGCCAUAGACUUCUCGUCACCUGCAGCGAGGCGGUCAUCCUCAAGAGUAUCAGCAAGACAUUGCCACGGGUCACGUCCACCACCCCACUUUAGCAGGUUCUCUUUGAGGCGUUCGCCAUUCUUUCGCGAAAUAGCCUGGCCGUCCUCGCCGGCCUUGAAGACGACGCGCCACACGCGCUCAGCAAGCACACGAUCAAACAGAUAACUGUAGUAAGUGCUGCCAUAGCUGUGGAGGUGGCCAAAGAAGCCCUGCCAGCAUGUCUCUGGAGGAUCGAGCGGGCCGUGGGCGUAGCGCUGGUGGAUCUGGUGGAAGAUUUCUGUCGAAUUGAAAGAAGCAUCAGCGGCAACAGGGGCGUGAUACGCUUGGUCAACCAUGGCGAGCAAGAUCUGGUGCUCCGUGUCAAUGCCUUCAAAGCGUUUGGAUACCUUGAUGCGUUCCUCGACCAAGUCGUAGGGGAGCGGUCGAUCCGUCUUCCAGUGACGCGCAAAGAGCGAUAGAACACUCUGGUCGGCGGCAAAGUGUUCCAUCAGAGUGGAAGGAAGCUCCGCGAAAUCCGUGGCGCAGCGCGUGCCCGACACAUUCUGAAAGUUUGUGCGUGCGAGGAUAGAGUGGAUGGCGUGGCCCAUUUCGUGGAAGAGCGUCUCGACAGAGUAGUACGACAAGAAAGCUGGUUCACGCGAGUUAUCAUUCUUAGGGAAAUCGCAGACAAGCGCAAUAGUCGGCAGCUGUUUGAGCACACCGUCCUGGCGACCAAGUUCCAUACCGUCAUUGGCUGCUUCCUCGGGAGUGUCAAAGGUAGGCAUGCCCUCGCCGUACAUAUCCUGGACUGACUCUUCUACUUCAUCCGGUAGGAUCUCACGGGAGCAUCUGACGGUGAAAUGGGCAGGGUUGGGAGACUUUUGCUCGCGGAAGAAGAGAUCACAGUAUAGUACUGCAACCUGUUCACCAUUGUCUGAAAUGACAUCGAGGCGCUUCACAUCAUCAUGCCAGACCUCUCCUGGCAACGUUUCGCGGGGAACAAACCGGAUGCCAUAGAGCCUGUCAAACAAACGGGACAGGCCUUGCAUCACAGUGCCGACUGAAAAGAAUGCUGUGAGCUGAUCCUCGUGACGGGUACGUGAGCGCAUUCCGGUUCGGAUCUUUUCCAUGUAGAAGUCGCGGUCCCAGGGGAAGAGCUCAGCGUUGGGCAUAGCCAAGCGUUCGCUCUUGCGUGCUGCAAGCUCCUGGAGUUCUCGUUGGAUGGUGGGGGUAUUAUGCUCCCUCAGUGCCAGCAGAAACUGCAUUACUGAGGCCGGAGAUGUGGCCAUCAUACGGUCCUUCAGGGCCAUGUGCGCGUGGCUUUCGAAGCCAGCCAGUUCAGCAAGCUCGGAGCGCAACUUGAGCAUGAUUUCGAGGUAUUUAAUCGUUCUGGGUGAGGCUUUUCUUUGCGCCAGGUAAAUCUCCUUGCGCGUUUCUUCGUCGUAGACGCUCUGAAGGGCCGCUGCAGCUUCGGAGCCCAUUAUCGGAAUCGAAAUUUGGGAUCGAGUUUUCAGGGAAGAUGCCAAACUGGGAUAGAGACCGUAGAAUCUGUGAGACGGCAAAGUGACCUUCUUCUUCUCGGGCUCCAUGCGUUGGACGAAAGCAGAUCCAACAUCGCUAAUGUUGGAUGACAGCUCGACAAACUUGUCUCUAGCUCUCUUGGGAAGAUUGACAGCCGACUUCAUAAAGUCAAGCUUUAGAAGUUCAGCCACGCUCUUCUCUUCCUCGGUCCAGGCCUGGGUGACGGUCUGUCUCGAUAGUGCCUCAUUGAGCUGAUCGCUCAACCCGGUCAUUGUGUUGAGCUGGUUCAUGUACUGGUAGACCAUGGACCAAGCAUCGGUAGCAGCUUGUUGGAAUCGAAGAUCGGGGUGUGUCAUGCGGACAAAGUCGGACAGGUCGAGCACGCGACAGAGCAAAUCGCUAAGUCGAUCGAGAUCGCGGACGAGGCGUCGGUAUUCCUCGACUGUAGAUGCUGCUAAAACGCGCUUAACGAUUUUGGUAGCCUUUUCCAGGUUCUUCUGGGCAAAGAGGAGGAAGCCAUCUGGAUUGGUGAGGUAGCGGUUCUUGAAGAGGCCCUGGUUCUUCUGAAAUGUAAUCUGGGGAAAGGAGAAACCCGAUGGCGCAUCGAAGAGAUCGCGCAGGACCGCAUCGUCAUGCUUGUUGCUAGCAGCGUCGAUAGAGGGUAGGGGAUUCGUAUCAAAGACUGCUCGGGCAGAUGCAGCAGUAGUCGAUUCGCAUCGUCGCUGCAAAGGCCGGGCACUGCUGCUGUGGACGCAUCGCGCGCAGACCCAGAGGCGGCUCCGCGACGAGGCCAGCAUGGUGACGAGACCUGGGUUGUGUUUUUUUUGGAUGAGCAGCUAGAAAUCGAGCUUAAGGAAGGUAGAGAGGGAAGUAUGUAUCGAAUUGCAUGCCAUUGAAAUCGAGCAAAGCAUAAAUCGUGCAGAAAUGUCAAAGGUUGAUGGUGGAAAGGUAAAGAAGGAGGAGGGAGGCAAAG